AUGUCUGCUCCUGUUAUUGUCAUUGGCCCCCGCGAGGAACUCGCCGCCGCUGCUGUUGUCCACCUCCAGCCUGAGUGGGAUGUCAUCCACGUUGUUGACAACGUCGAGUCCGCCGUUGCUGAAAUCCCCGCCCUUCUGAGCGGUGCUCCCGUUCCUCCCAGCGCUCUGGGCUCCAAGAACUACGGUAACGGUGUUGCCGCCGUCAUCGUUGCCGGUCCCUUCAGCGAUGCUGACUUCGAGACUGUCCGCGCUGCCUCCGCCUCUGUCUCUGCCGUUCCCUGGCUCAAGUUCGACAUCAGCAAGCCUGCUCCUGCCAUCACCCCCGAGGGUGGUGCUGAGGUCAUGGCCCGCCUCAAGGGUGGUCUCGCCGCUGCUGCCCCUGGUGUCGAUGCUGUCAUCCUCUACUAG
This is a messenger RNA of Penicillium malachiteum, 408 nucleotides long. RefSeq lists its product as uncharacterized. The transcript is spliced from 2 exons. Lineage: Eukaryota; Fungi; Ascomycota; Eurotiomycetes; Eurotiales; Aspergillaceae. The coding region runs from base 1 to 408 and encodes 135 amino acids. The record is from RefSeq and is a predicted model, not a curated record.